Apodemus sylvaticus (European woodmouse) is the source of this 5006-nucleotide messenger RNA. It is a transcript of the gene Ipmk, whose product is annotated as inositol polyphosphate multikinase. Gene Ontology annotation, molecular function: inositol-1,4,5-trisphosphate 3-kinase activity; inositol tetrakisphosphate kinase activity. Gene Ontology annotation, biological process: inositol phosphate biosynthetic process. Bases 167 to 1360 code for a protein of 397 amino acids. Gene Ontology annotation, cellular component: nucleus; cytoplasm. The transcript is spliced from 6 exons. NCBI's taxonomy places the organism in Eukaryota, Metazoa, Chordata, Mammalia, Rodentia, Muridae. The record is from RefSeq and is a predicted model, not a curated record.
GCAGAGGCGGGGCCGCGGCGCCCUUAUCCCGGGCGCGGGCGGCCGGGGUUCAGAGUGCGGGCUGCGGAGCGGGCAGCGCGGUCUCGGCAUGGGUCCGCGCGCUGGGCCUGCGCUGGCGAUGCCGCCCGGUCCUCCCUGACGUCUGACGCCGACUGUCGCCGCCCCGAUGGCCGCCGAGUCCCCAGCGCUGUGCCUGCGGCCGCCGGGAAACACCGGAGACAGCCCGCCGGUGCCGCGCCUGCUCGGAGGCUGCGUGCCGCUGUCGCAUCAGGUGGCUGGCCACAUGUACGGCAAGGACAAAGUGGGCAUCCUCCAACACCCGGAUGGCACAGUUCUGAAACAGCUGCAGCCACCGCCACGGGGCCCGAGAGAGCUGGAAUUUUAUACCACGGUUUACGCUGCUGACUGUGCCGACGCUGUCCUCCUGGAGCUGCGGAAACACCUGCCCAGAUACUACGGCGUCUGGUCCCCUCCCACCGCGCCAAACGCAGAUGUGUACCUAAAACUGGAAGACGUGACUCACAAGUUUAACAAGCCCUGUAUAAUGGACGUGAAGAUUGGGCGGAAGAGCUACGAUCCCUUUGCCUCUUCAGAGAAGAUUCAGCAGCAGGUCAGCAAGUACCCUCUGAUGGAGGAGAUCGGGUUCCUGGUGCUCGGCAUGAGGGUUUAUCAUCUUCACUCUGACAGCUACGAGACACAGAACCAGCACUAUGGAAGGGGUCUGACGAAAGAGACUCUGAAGGAAGGUGUCUCCAAGUUUUUCCACAAUGGCUUCUGUUUAAGAAAAGAUGCGAUUGCAGCCAGCAUUCAGAAGGUCGAGAAGAUUCUCCAGUGGUUUGAAAAUCAGAAGCAGCUUAACUUUUAUGCAAGUUCUUUACUGUUUGUUUAUGAAGGUUCAUCUCAGCCAGCUACUACAAAAGCAAACGAUAGAACUUUGGCGGGGAGGUUUCUCUCCAAAGGCCCCCUGUCGGACGCGGAUGUCCUGGAGUGUAACAACAACCUGCACCUGUUCGGCUCUCCGGCCAACGGGACGGCAGUGGGCAAAAGCUUUUCUAAGGCGUACUCAAGGCACAGAAAGCUGUAUGCCAGAAAGCACCAGAGUCAGACUUCCCUGAAAGUUGAAACUCUGGAGCAAGACAACGGGUGGAAAAGCAUGUCCCAGGAACACUUGAACGGAAACGUGUUUUCCCAACUGGAAAAGGUGUUCUACCACCUUCCGGCGGGGCGUCAGGAGAUCGCGAAGGUGGACGUGCGGAUGAUAGACUUUGCUCAUGUGUUCCCUAGCAACACAGUAGACGAGGGCUAUGUUUACGGUCUGAAGCAUCUACUUGCGGUGCUUCGGAGUAUUUUAGACAGUUGAGUCUUGCUGCAGUGUGUGAAGGAGCGGGCCAAUCACCACGGAGGGCUGCAGGCAUCAGCCGCACACCUGUACUGCUCUGUAAAAAUUUGUAUUGUGAGUCAGCGUUUGUUUGUUUUUUUUUUGUUUUUGUUUUUUGUGUUUUUUUGUUUUUUUUUGUUUUUUGUUUUUUUGUCUUUAUACUUUUGGUAGAUGGUUAACUUUUUUAUAUUCUUACUCAGGAAUACUAAUUUGUUCAUUAGAAAACUAUGAAGAAUAAAGAAACAGGAAUGUCGAGCAGGGAACGCGUGGGACACGGGGCAAACAGCUGUAACACUCGAAAGUCAUUACGCAGUCAUUUAGAGGUCACGUAGCUUUCUGUAGCCAGUCACCAUGAAAUCUCUGUCUCUAAACUAUGACUUUAUCAGACCACCCUGAAAUCUAGAAAGCGCCCCUAAAACGGGAGAACAUUCUACACAGAAAGGAGGCUCUGUGGGUUCUGUGUUAAAGGCAGAGCGCAGCGAGUGAAAGAACGGUGCUUAAAAGGGUGGGUGCGCUCCACCGGGGGCUCGCCCGGGUCCCUGCUGUGCUCGGCACCGAGCAUCAUGGGAAGGGAAGGGGAGUGGGUCAGAUGGCCGGCACCAGCGACAGAUCCCGGCACAAACUUUCCUCCCUACGGUCAAGGAGAAGAGAGAUUGUAAAGAACACACUACCUUUUUCUUUUUUUCCAAUGACUCAUUGAUGGAAAAGUCUUCAUUUACUAUGCUGUGAGAGCUGUCGUGAAGCACAAUGCUCUUUAUUACCAGUCUGAGGCUUCCGAGAGGUGAAUGGUGGAAAUUUUCUUAUUUCUUCUUUAAUUUUUUGAGAGUCUUUUCCAUUUUAAAAAAUCCAAUUUUUUUUUUAAACGUGUCCCCAUUUUUUUGCAUAAACAUUUCUUAGAGUUUGGCUAAGCAUCCACAGGACGCUGUGCCCGGUGCGCUGGAGGAAUCCUGUGUAGGUUUCACUCCCUUGGUGCCUAACAGAGAGAUCCUAGUUAAUUCCACUCGGAGCAACGGGCAGGCAACUUUCCCUUGAAAAGACAGAUUUAUAAGUGUCAUGUUUAUUUUACCACUGCCGCCUUUUUCAAACUAACUGUUUAUUGUUAAAGUAUUUCCAAAACUGAAAUUAAAUUUGCAAAUCAUUUUGCUGUGCAUGCUUGCACUUUGACCCGCUGAUGUGAUAAAAUAACUGAACAGCUUGUCCUUUCUGGAUAAUAGCUUUGAGUUACGACCUGACCUUUUUUUUUUUAUUCCCUCCUUUUAGCCUCUUUUUCCUUGAGAUUUACAAAUCAAACUGCUAAAUCCAACAACUAUUUUCUGUAAUGUGGAGGGACCUUUUCAGUCCAAACGUAGUUGCAAAUACCCAUGGUCAAACGUGAGCCCGAAGGGAAUGGGGUCAUUAUCCCAAGUAGGUCUGGUUAAGUAGGUCCGGUUCACGUGCCUUUUGGGAGUUUUCUCUGGGAGGCUGCAGGUGUUCUUGGCAAGAACUUCUCAUUCUCUGCCGAGGUAAUGGACUACUAUAGCUAUUUCUGUUUCUCAUUUUGUGUGAGUGAGUUUCAAGUGAUAAUUACUAGAAAACUUUCAGUUUUACCAGUUUUUCUUACAAUAUUGACUUGUUACCUGGUUGUGAUUCAGGAACUCUCCAGCUCAUCUGGUGAACACUAUUUUGAAUCUUAAGAGGCAGUUUGAGAUGGUAUCUGCCUGUAUACAAGGAAUUAGGAAAGCUUUGGGCACACUUCAGCUCAGUAAAGUCUUUGAUCUACAGCUGUUUCCAGCCACUUCGGAAGCCAGCAUCCUGCCUUUCUGACAACUAGGUCUUGUCUGAAUAAAACAGGAAGUGAUUCUAAUCCCUGCUUCUCAGGGAAGGGAUUUGCGCUCAGUUCUUCUCGUUUACAUUUUACCAACUGCUGCCCACUCUGUUAUUUUGUGUUCCUCGACGCCAUGAUCAAUAUGUUUAUGAUGUAAGUAAACAACCUGUGGCUGGCGUUUCCCGGUCUGUCCUGUCUUUAAAAAUGAUGGUGAGAUUUGCCACUUUGGGGAAAGAGGCAUCUAUCACUAGCCACGCGUAUGUGAACACAGAUAUAUAUUUAAGAAAUAAGCAAAUGAGGAGGCGGUUUGAACUGGUGGUUAAUAUUAGCCAUCCCCUCCCCCCCAAUAUGAUUUUAGUGUGUUCCUUAUGGGAUGCACUUGUGGAAAGGACUUGUGGGUGUGAAUACAUUUCUCAAAUAAAAGUUUAAAUUGUAAAAUAGUUUUAUAAUAAAGUAUUUACAUUAAUUAUUUUAAUAUGGAUGGAAGUUGCAUAAAUUAUAAUUGUUAAAUAUUUAAAUAGUCUUUCAAGAGAGUUUUGAAAAAUGUAUGUAAGUGGCUUUGAUGGCCGAGGUGUUCAGUUAGUAUGGGAGGCUCUGUUUUGUGUGUUUGGAGAGGGCCUGGGCAGUCUGCCUGUCCACACUACAUACAGAUUGCUACCGUGGCCCUGCAGGCUGCCCAGCUGAGUGAGAACCGAUUCCCGAAUGCAUUGCCGACGUCCUGUGGUGCAGUUGUCCUGUGAUCUCCAUGGCGUUGCCCUUGCUGUCAGGCCUGGGAACUAUCGAAUUUAUAACAUUUGGGGUGGGGGGAAAUGAAUUUCCAUAGUUACUUCCAUUGCACUCUUUUUGUUGAUGUUAGGAUUUGGAAUGUAUAGGCAGGAGGAAGGGCUGAACUGUGACCUGACCGGCUCAGACUGUUAAUACUGCUUCCCUUGAGGUCUGCUGUCCAAACUUGCUUGGUUGAAAACAGCCGUUUCCACAGCUGUCCUUCUCUUCCAGAUCCUGACUGUGUUUCUUGUGUAUCCAAAGCCCUUUGUCUUGCCCCCUAAAAGGGUUCAAUUACCCAGAAACAUCAAGCCCCUUUUCAGAAUGGUCUGUUUGGCUACUCUCAGGGUAGUGCCUGGGGCCUGGCCCCUCAGUUCACACAGACACAAGCCUGCACCUCACCAAGCAUUUUCAACCGCUCUCCCUGAAGUGUGCAUUUGUGAACCAGUCGGGACUGACCGUUUCCUGCAUCUCUGUCUCGGUGGAGAGGUCUAGGUGGAGAGGUUCGUAGGGACAUCUUUAAAACAGAGACACACUGACAUCUGUAUUUAAAGCUGUUAAGGAUAGUGUUCAGGUAAAGAUUAAGUGCUAAGUAUUGAGCUACAGUGGAGGCAGAUGAUUUAGGGACUGAGAUCAAGGGAAUGUGAGCGGAGGUUAGAAGCCUCUGGUUGACUCUCCAGCUGGGUGGCAGUUACAGACAAAAUAAAACAGCCUUAAAAAGAAGAACACUCUUAAAACAUGCUCAUAAAGGUACAUUCAGCCUUUACCCUUAGAAUAAUAAAUAGCACAGUGUGACUAAGGUUGCUAAGACAGUGCAAACCUCUUAAACCUCAAGUUUUCAAAUCACUGGGAUUCCAGAUUUGUCAUCGGACGUGAAGGUAUUUCUUGGCUUCAGAACAACUCUGUUAUAACACCUACUACCGAUAAUACCGAUAUCCUGAGAAAGAUUCAGCAGCUUUGCUGUCCAUAGUGUGUCUUCCCACUUGCUUCAAUAGCUUCUGUUAAAAGCCUCCAUGAUUCAUACCAAUAAAUCAGACAGUCAAAUUAAAAACAAAACAAAAA